CAGGGUCCCCCGCGGGGCUCCCGGCACACCCCAGGAAGGUGGGGCGGAGGCGGUCCCAGGCUAGUAGGCGGAGCCUGCGGUGUCCAGACUCGGCUUUUAGACUCAACCCUCCCCAGAGCACAGCUUCGCCGAGCCCAUCUGGUCCCCAUCCCGGCCUUGGCAAUGACCCUGGCAGCUUCCUCCCAGCGUUCCCAAUUCAUUCGCUCCAAGUUCCGAUCUGUCCUCCAGCUUCGGAUCCACAGACGGAAUCAGGAGCAGAUCUCGGAUCCUGACCCGUGGAUCUCAGCCUCCAGCCCUGCUCUAGCCCCGGCCUUGCCCUCGGGCACGGCCCCUUUCCUCUUCAGCCCUGGGAUUCUGCUCCCUGAGCCCGAAUCCUGUCCUCCUUGGAGGUCCCCAAAGAAGGAGUCUCCCAAGACCUCCCAACGGUGGAGGGAGUCCAAGCCCAGGGGGAACUUGACAUACCACCAGUACAUGCCCCCAGAGCCCAGACAGGGAGCCAGGACUGGCCCCCAAGCCGAGAGGUCCGCCCUGGGUCCUCCGGGGCCACCUCUGUGGGAAGGGACAGACUCACAGCAGCCACAUCCUAGGAUGAAGCCCACUCCCCUCAUUCCCCGCCCACCAGGAGUCCCCAGACCCUCGCCCCCUCCACACAAGUUGGAACUCCAGACCCUUAAACUGGAGGAGCUGACGGUCUCAGAGCUCCGGCAGCAGCUGCGCCUGCGGGGCCUCCCGGUGUCGGGGACCAAGUCUAUGCUCCUGGAGCGCAUGCGCGGUGGCGCCCCGCCCCGCGAGCGGCCAAAGCCGCGGCGCGAGGACAGUCCCGCGGGUGCUCCCUGGCCGCGCCUCAGGCCCAAGGCCCUGGCAGCCGCCCGGCGGCCGAGCUCGGUCAAGCCCAGCGCAGCAUCUCACCUGCCAUCUCUUCCACGUGCCGCGGAUACCCCGGGGACGGCUCCAGCUCCAACUCCAACUACGGCUCUGGCUGCAGCUCCAGCCCUGACCCCUUCCUCCGCGCCGGCCUCCGUGGCUCUGACUCUGGAGGAGGAGCUGCAGGAGGCAAUCCGGAGGGCGCAGUUGCUUCCGAACCGGGGCAUCGAUGACAUCCUGGAGGAUCAGGUGGAGCCUGUUGACCCCCUGCCUCCCAUCCCCCUGGACUUCCCUGGCUCCUUCGACGUGCUGUCUCCCUCCCCGGACUCAGAAGGCCUCUCAUCUGUUUUCUCCUCUUCACUCCCGUCCCCUACGAACUCCUCCUCCCCUUCUCCCAGGGACCCUACGGACUCCCUGGACUGGCUGGAGGCCCUGAGUGGGGGUCCUCCCCUGGGUUCUGGUCCCCCAGCCCCCAGCAUCUUCUCUGCUGACUUAUCUGACUCCGGCAGUAGCCGGCUGUGGGACCUGCUGGAGGACCCGUGGUGAUGGAUUGGGGGUUUCCAGAAACAGAGAACUGGUGGGGGUGGAGAGAAGCUCCCUGGGGGAGGAGAGGGAAGGACCAGCAGAGCCCCUCCUACCGCAGACACAGAAUUGGAGGCAACCUCCCGCCCCACCUGCCUCCUGAAGUGCUGCUGACCGCAACUGCCUGAACUUUGCCUACCUGGCCUCCUUAUGAUCCCCCUCCAGGGUUGUACGGCUGGGGGGCUUCUUUUGCUGCUGGCCACGGCAAACAAGCUGCUUGUUGCUUCUUUC
Messenger RNA from Cebus imitator (Panamanian white-faced capuchin), 1677 nucleotides. RefSeq names its product MEF2 activating motif and SAP domain containing transcriptional regulator (gene MAMSTR). NCBI's taxonomy places the organism in Eukaryota, Metazoa, Chordata, Mammalia, Primates, Cebidae. The record is from RefSeq and is a predicted model, not a curated record. The transcript is spliced from 10 exons. Gene Ontology annotation, biological process: regulation of transcription by RNA polymerase II. Gene Ontology annotation, molecular function: transcription coregulator activity. The coding region runs from base 163 to 1410 and encodes 415 amino acids. Gene Ontology annotation, cellular component: nucleus.